Messenger RNA from Esox lucius (northern pike), 1227 nucleotides. RefSeq names its product U1 small nuclear ribonucleoprotein C. NCBI's taxonomy places the organism in Eukaryota, Metazoa, Chordata, Actinopteri, Esociformes, Esocidae. Bases 144 to 620 code for a protein of 158 amino acids. Gene Ontology annotation, cellular component: nucleus; U1 snRNP. The transcript is spliced from 7 exons. The record is from RefSeq and is a predicted model, not a curated record. Gene Ontology annotation, molecular function: pre-mRNA 5'-splice site binding; zinc ion binding. Gene Ontology annotation, biological process: spliceosomal snRNP assembly; mRNA 5'-splice site recognition; mRNA splicing, via spliceosome.
AGUGCUUAGGGGCUGUCUAUUUUGCGAUUGGAGUCCAGCCCUGUAGCCGGAACUGUUUCGUUAACGUUUACAUUUCUGAAGAAUUGAGUGCGAACACCGGAAAUGAGCGCUCCGAUCAAGCAUUUCUUGCAUAACACAAAAACAUGCCGAAAUUUUAUUGUGAUUACUGUGACACAUAUCUUACACAUGAUUCGCCUUCAGUGAGAAAGACUCACUGUAGUGGACGAAAACAUAAAGAGAAUGUGAAAGACUACUACCAGAAAUGGAUGGAGGAGCAAGCGCAGAGUCUCAUAGAUAAAACAACGGCUGCCUUCCAGUCAGGGAAGAUACCCCCUACUCCGUUCCCUGGUGCCCCUCCCCCAGGCGGAGCCAUGCUCCCUCCUCCCAACAUUAAUGGCCCUCCACGCCCAGGAAUGCUACCAGCACCCGGUCCCCCUAUGGGAGGGCAUGGUCCACCUAUGAUGCAAAUGAUGGGCCCCCCACCACAUGGAAUGAUGCCUGGAGGUCCAGGUAUGCGUCCACCAAUGGUCCACAUGCAGAUGAUGCCUGGUCCACAUAUGAUGCGCCCCCAUCGGCCAAUGAUGCUAAUCAGACCGGGUAUGAUCCGGCCAGACAGAUGAGACCCAAAAUCUGGCCAUCCUGUGUUCUGCACUGCCAUAUGUUCUCUGGUGGGAUUCCACUUCCACAUUGUUUGGAUUUUAGAAAUGGAUUCUUAGGCUACAUUUACAUAGGAAGUCCAAUUUUAAUCUUGCUUCCACUAUUUGGUUUUUUGACCAGUUACAUUUGAUCAUUUUCAAUGCAGUGAAAAUGGUCAGAAAUGGGCAGCUUGUGUUGAAGUUGUACUAUUGUUUCCACCCUAAAAGCCUUUUGGUAGAAUUCCACAGCAUCCAUCUUUAUUCCCAGCAUAACUAUUUUGACAGGCUAUUUAUUUAUUUAAAUUUUGUGUUUUUUAGGUAACAUUUUGUGAAUCAGUUAUUGUUUAUCCCCCUUGGAUUACAGUUCCAACAGGAAUACUACUGUGGAGAUUUGAUGUGGCAAGAGUCACACACGGUGCAUGGCCGAAAGGGCAGAUAAGUGAUGGGCCUGACCUCUUAUCCUGUGAUUUGUUUUUCCAAAUGUUCUUUGUUUUAUUUACCUACUUUGCUUUAAAUAAUUUAGUAAAAAUGUUUGUCUGUCUUCAGUGUUCUUAAUAAAUGGAGGAUUCUGACAUUAAACUUCAUAAAAGGA